AUGUUGUUAUUUUUUGACAUGUUUCAAUUCGUUUACUCGUUUAGAAACUUGUAUUUACUAUUGUUUUGAUCUCCUCUUUUGAGAAAAUAGGCUGGAUAUAAGAUUAAAACAGUACCGUACAUAAAAAUCAAUUUAAAAUGUAAUUUUUACGAUUUACGGAAAUAUUUAAAUCUAUAAACAGCACAAAAUACAACUUUUAACCAAAAAUAAUUUAUAUUUUCGGUUACAAUAUGGAAUUUGAAGUAAAAAGUGAAAUAAACAAUGAGGUUCUUCUAUGCCGCACUUGUUUGAAUGGGGAACAGAAGUUGAAACCAUUAGGGCAAUUAUCUGCUAUUUUUCGAAAAUUAUUUUCGGAUUGCGAAGGCUUAUUCGACUUGGAAAUGAUUGAAAUAUGUUUGGAAUGCGAAGCCAUGCUGAAAAGGAUUGAUGAUUUUUACAUUCGCGUGCAAAGAGCUAUCGGACUAUUGUUGAGUGGAACGAAAUUCAAGAGUAGCUCUCUCUCGUCCCCAGAAACAACGAAGCAAUGCGUGCAAACAGAAUGUGUAGAGAUAAAAAGCGAAUUUAACAAAGAAGCUUCUGUAGUUUUAGAUGCAGAAGAAAUUGAAAAUAAAAAGCAGAGAAUGAAAAAGCAGAGUAACUGGGCGAGAAGACGAGCCUUAUUAAACAAAAAGCCCAAAUAUGUAAUAAUAAAAUUACAAGAGAACACAAUGUUUAAGAAGAAGAGAUUCAACAACGUUGACGAAUUGAAUUCAUUUCUGAAUACCCACAGAUGCAGUGAUCUUUUUAAAGGGAAAGAGUUCAAAUGUGAAUCUUGCGUGUACUUUUUCAAAAAUAAUAGGUUACUGGAGAGUCAUAACAAGAGAUAUCACAAUAAGAGAUUGUCAUACAUCUGUGAUAUCUGCGAGUCGAAUUUUCCCGACAAGCUUCGCCUGAAGAUGCACAUCGCCAGCCAUUUUGACGUUUACGAAUGUCAGUAUUGCGGACAGAUAUGUCAGGGUGACAGCUCGAAAGGUAGACACGUCAGGGAGCACGGCGCAGUGUUGCAGUGCUUGAAAUGCGACGCUAAAUUUAGUGAACGUCGUGACUUUUACGCGCACCACAGACGGCUCCACGAGAGCUUCGUCUGUCAUCACUGCGGAGUGUCCUUCAAAAUGAGGUACUGCAUCAAAGAUCAUUUGAGAAGGAGACACGCCCCGAAGAAGUGCACGUGCUGUAAUAAGACAUUCGCCCGUUACAAGUCGCUGUGGAUGCACACGAGGCUGUCGCACGCAUCCGCCGUGCCCGCUUACUGCGUGGAGUGCGACAAGCACUUCACCGACGUGUACAAAUACAGAAGACACUUGAACGGCCCGAAACAUAAGCCGGGGAAGAAGCGGAGGAUCCCAUGUCCGAAUUGUGGAAAGGUCUUCAGUAAAAACAUAUACAUGAAGAACCAUUACGAUUUGGUUCAUUUGAAGAAGAUUCACAACAGAUGUGAAGAGUGCGACAAGAACUACUUAAGGAAGGCGGAUCUGUUGAAGCACAAGCUGAGGAUCCACGAAGGGGUCUCGCCGCCUCGGAAUAAGAUCUGCGGCGUCUGCAGUAGGGGGUUCACGGUAAGCUAUUUCAGGCACGUUCUAGAUUGUUCGACGGGAACGCAAAGUCGGAUGAAUUGUUUUAUUUUGUCAAUUUUAUCUGCGGGUCAUCAUAAUUUCCUACAGGGGCAAGGGACGGUCCUUGAGGCUAAUACCUCCGUCCUUCAGGAUACGGAUUAAAAUGAUUCAGUCCGCAUUUGUGAAUUGGCUAAAGCACAUUGAUAUAUAUGUCGGAAACGAUCAUUAGUUUGGUAGCUAAACGAAACGCAGCACGAUUGCCUAGAGAUGGCAGCAAGAUUGCGGUAUCGUCGGAA
Bombyx mandarina (wild silkworm) is the source of this 1888-nucleotide messenger RNA. RefSeq names its product zinc finger protein 711. The record is from RefSeq and is a predicted model, not a curated record. Gene Ontology annotation, cellular component: nucleus; nucleoplasm. NCBI's taxonomy places the organism in Eukaryota, Metazoa, Arthropoda, Insecta, Lepidoptera, Bombycidae. Gene Ontology annotation, molecular function: zinc ion binding; RNA polymerase II cis-regulatory region sequence-specific DNA binding; DNA-binding transcription repressor activity, RNA polymerase II-specific. Gene Ontology annotation, biological process: regulation of transcription by RNA polymerase II.